UUAGUCAAAAAUGUAUCUCGUCAAUUCGGUGGCACUUUGGUGGACAAUUACGAUUAUUGUUGCUGGAAUCGGAAGCUUUUGUGCAAAUAGUUUUAAAUUAAGUGAACUCGUUAAAAGGAUUUAUGACGAAAGUGAUUCGUCAAUGGUGUGUUUUAUUGGAGUUGACGAUUACAUUAAUGAUUAUGAGGAUUUUAUCGCUUUUUUUAUGAGAAAAUAUUCUGAAAUACCUGUGUCAAUUUUGACGACCUCACUUAGCGAUGAUGGUGAUGAUGAUAAGGAGGGUUUAUUUUCAAAUAAUGCAGUUGUCGUUAUCAGGACUCCCAGGAAGGAUUUUCGAUUUUUUCUUAUUUUAGAUUCAAUUGUUGAGCGCCUUCGUGUUCGGAAGUUUGUGAUUAUUUUUACACUUGCUUUGGAAGAUUUGAAAGGUUGGUUCGUGUACUUUUGGGAGAAGAGAUUUACAAGAAUCUUUGGAAUUGCUGACGAUAUAUGCUAUGCCUAUCUUCCAUUUGCCUCCAAUCAAGUCCAACAAAUCGGCUUACAAAAUAAAAAUGAUACGAUUCCUGACGCUUUAAAGGACCUUAAUGGACUGAUAUUUCGAACGUCUCUGCAGCGAGAUAUUCCUCGAGCUUUUCCAUACCCAGACAAGAAGGGAAAGCGCUCUGUGGGCGGGAGUUAUGGCCAAGUUUUUGUCAACUUUCUGCGAAAACACAAUGCAACCUAUGAGGAAAUCAUUAUCAAUAACUCAACAAGGCUAUCAAUUCCGGGCGUGAUUAAUGCAACAAUUAGUAAUGAAAUUGACAUAAGUAUGAAUGUGUUCACCCCCACACCAGGUCUUGACUACAGUUACCCUGUGAAAUUUGUCAGCUGGAAUAUCUUGGUGCCUCUUAAUGGCUACGUCGAUCCCAAUGAAUACUUCAUCAAACCGUUUUCCGUAUUAGUAUGGAUAAUGAUUGGAGUUAGUUUUGCUUAUAUUAUACUUAUGGAGGUCCUUAAGGACAGCUAUCUGAAUUUGUCGCCGAAUUUAUGGAAUUCCUUCAGUCAAACAAUGCUGGCGAUGUUAAACCUAUCUCCAGAGAAGCCAAUAACAACACACUACAGUUUUCACGUACAGGUCCUGUUAUUGUCCUUUGUCCUCGGCAAGCUGUACAACAUCUAUGUGACAUCAUUCCUGACCGCUUUCAUCCGUAUCAAACAAUUCGAAACAAUUCAGGAUUUGAUUGACAACAAUGUGAUUGUGAUGAUUCCCUACUACGAAUGGGCUUUAAUAUCAGACAUGGAUCUCCAUCCGGAAGGUUUUGAGCGCAUUGUUGCUUCCGUCGAUUAUGCGACUUACAUAACCGAAAUGAAUUCCAUGCGAAAUACCAGCUAUGCCUAUGGCGUCGGUUCGGAUAGAGGAGAAUUUCUAAUCAGCCUACAGACCUACUUCGCCAAACCUAUUUUCCAUUCGACUCAAGAUGGUUUGGUACAUUUGGGAUUUUUGCUGGCGCCACACUCACCGUUCACAGGAAUUUUAAGUGCAUUUGUAAUUGAAGUUUUUGACACAGGUUUAAUUAUGAAAUGGGAUAGUGAUUGUAUUGUGCAGGCUAUAGCAGCUGGAUUUGAAAUAGGUAAAUCUGGUGAGAAGCCCCCAAAACUACCAAUACCUCUGACUUUUCAUCAUUUGGCUUUUGCGUGGAAUUGUUUGAUGAUUGGGUGGAUUUUUGCAGUGAUGGUUUUUGCAGCCGAACAUUGGAAGUGGUUGAAAAGUGUGUUUUCUAGAAGUGGUGUUAAAUUUGUCUAAAAUCAUUAUCGUAUUGAAUUUUGUAAA
Eupeodes corollae is the source of this 1807-nucleotide messenger RNA. RefSeq lists its product as uncharacterized. The coding region runs from base 11 to 1780 and encodes 589 amino acids. The record is from RefSeq and is a predicted model, not a curated record. NCBI's taxonomy places the organism in Eukaryota, Metazoa, Arthropoda, Insecta, Diptera, Syrphidae. The transcript has a single exon.